AUGGUUUUGGUUCGCAGCCUCAAUGUAUCGCCUUCCAUGGUGAACUGCUCAUGUGCAUGGGCAUCAGACUAUCUACAACUCAACGAGCUGUUCAACUGCCGUUAUACAGGCGCUGUGACCACGAGAACGGCUACUUUGGACGGUUUUGAAGAAGAUGAAACCCAUACCGUAGCGUUCAUGAGGGACUCCCUUUCGUCCCUCAAUUCGUACGGAUAUUCCCCUCACCCAUUACAUGCGUAUCUUGCAUGGAUUCGGGAGUUCUUAGGAGAAGGACCGUCUGUCAAACCAUUCAUAAUCAGCAUCACGGAGUCCAGCGCUGAAAGGCUUUUCGAGAUGUUGGUGAUGAUACAACACUUCCGCGCAUCGAAUCCUACAUGGCGCUCUCGUAUCGCUGUCGAGUUCAACUCCAGCUGCCCAAAUAUCAAGGGUCACCCUCCACCCUCAUACCAUCUUCCUUCUCUCAAGCCAUUUCUUGACGCCUUCGCCAAGGCUUUCCAGGAUGACUCUACGCUAACCAUUGGGCUCAAGCUCCCGCCAUACAUCAUAGCGACCCAGUUUCGCGAUGUCGUCGAAUGCAUUUCGUCUUACACCUGCACCGAUUCCGGGAAACCCACAAACCCAUUCGCCUUCUUCACGUGCACGAACACCCUCGGCAACAGUCUUGUCUUUGCUGAUCAAACCCCCACCCCAGAUGCACACGCGGACAUAUCUGCAUUUGCUGUGCCACCCGGUUUGGGUGGCCUUGCAGGCGAGGCUAUUCAUGCCCUCUCCCUAGGGAACGUGUACACCUUUUCACGGCUUCUUGCGGAGUCAGAUGAUCCAGCGCUGCGGGAAAUUGUCAUUAUCGGUGCUGGAGGCGUGACAUCCCCAGAAGCCGUCCAACGGAUGAAUCGUGCCGGUGCCAAAAUUGUCGGCUGUGCAACAUUGUUGGGCAAAGAGGGCGUCAAAGCCUUUGAGAUCCUAUCUGGAAACUCUUGA
Molecule: messenger RNA, 978 nt
Organism: Suillus paluster
Lineage: Eukaryota; Fungi; Basidiomycota; Agaricomycetes; Boletales; Suillaceae
Exons: 2
Coding region: 1-978 (325 amino acids)
Biological process (GO): UMP biosynthetic process; 'de novo' pyrimidine nucleobase biosynthetic process
Cellular component (GO): cytoplasm
Molecular function (GO): dihydroorotate dehydrogenase activity
Source: RefSeq, a predicted model, not a curated record